Messenger RNA from Didymodactylos carnosus, 2254 nucleotides. The record is from the annotation of a GenBank genome assembly. Lineage: Eukaryota; Metazoa; Rotifera; Eurotatoria; Philodinida; Philodinidae.
UUUAUCUGGACGAUAUUCUGAUUUUUUCGAAAACAUUUGAAGAUCAUAAACGACACUUGACUGAAAUAUUGUCAAUAUUACAGAAAGCAAAUUUUCAAGUUAAUCCAGAAAAAUGCUUUAUUGCUGUCGAACAAAUUGAGUUUUUAAGCCAUACCAUCAACCAUGAUUUCAUCCGUCCAUCUCAGGAAAAAAUCCAUGCCAUCGUUGGAUUGAAUCCACCAAGAACUUUAAAUGAAGCUAAUGAAUUUAUUGGAAAACUGAAUUGGUACCGUAGUUUAUUCCACAUUUUGCUGAGAUUGCAGCUCCAAUUCAUAAAGUAACAAAUAAAAUAAAAAAGACUAAACAUGACUUCCACUGGCAUGAUGAACAACAACAAGCCUUCGAAAAAUUUAAACACAUAUUGACAACGUAUCCACUGUUUCUACAAUUUCCCAAUUCAACUGCUCCUUUCAUCUUAGCAACGGAUGCUUCCGACGUCGGCAUUAGUGGAAUAUUACGUCCAGAAACUCCAAAGGGAACAAAAAUUAAUUAUUAUAAAUCUCGAACAUUAAGUGAUACUGAGAAACGAUAUGAUACCAUUGAAAAGGAGGCAUUAGCCAUAUACUGGUGCAUUACAGACUUACGGCAGUACAUUGGUGACUCAUAUAUCUCCGUCGAAACAGAUCACAAACCACUUGCAAAUUUUCACAAAAAGGACAUAAACAACAAACGAGUAAUGAACUGGCUAUUUAAACUGCAAGAUAUUAUUCCACAAAUUACGGAAAUCAAACAUAAAUUACGGGACAAAAACACCGGUCCAGAUUAUUUGUCAAAACAUCCUACUUCCUCUCCAUGCGUCGAAACUACAUUAGAAAGCGACGAAGAACAUUGGCCUCGCGGAACGGAAGCGUGGGAAAUUAAACCACCUCGUGUCAGCUCAUUUACUGCGCAAAUAAAUGCCGUUAUCACUCGUCAAGAAGCAAAACGACGGCAGCAACGACAACUACUGCCCGAAUCUCUCUCCUUUCACGUCAUAUUACUACGGCCACUACUUACCACCCACAGACAAACGGACAAACUGAACUGCUUCAACGCCACCCAAUUAUCCAAAUAUUGUGACGAAGAGCGCACAAAUUGGGAUGUUUAUUUACCAUCUGUUGUAUUUGCGUAUAAUCAUGGUCAACAUAGCUCCAGCAGAUUUAUGCCAUAUCAACUUGCCUUCUGUCGAAAGCCACGUAGCCCUUUUGAUAGUCCUCGCACAGCGGUAAAAUUUUCCAAACCACAUGACUAUUGGAUUGAAUUAAAUCGAUUUAAACACUGGGCGAUAAAACAAGCACGACAGAAUAUUGAACAUCAACAAACCUUGAUGAAACGUCGCUAUGAUAAAAAUCGAUCGAAUCCAAGUUACGCAGUUGAUGAUCUCGUAUGGCUGAAAAUAUUGGCUGGUCGAACAGAAUUAGAUGAACGUUAUCGUGGCCCUUUUCGAGUUACAGGACAACUGAACCCAGUGACAUACACAGUAGAAGAUGAUUCCUUCGCCUACACCAAACGUGACGGAAAGUGGAAAACGAUUGAUGCAGCUGAUCUUGUGCCUGGUGAUAUAAUCGGUAUCAAACUUGGUGAUGUUAUUCCGGCUGAUGGUCGUCUAAUCACAUCACAGGGUAGCGUCAGUAUCGACCAGGCUGCAAUAACCGGUGAAUCAUUACCUGUAACAAAAGAAGUUCAGGAUGAAAUAUUUUCCGGGUCAACAUGUAAACAGGGAGAAGCAGAAGCACUUGUGAUUGGAACUGGACUAAAUACAUUUUUCGGACGUGCUGCUAAGCUUGUUGGAGGUGCGCAUAAUGAAAUUGGACAUUUACAAACAGUAUUAAAGAAAAUUGGAAACUUUUGUAUUUGUAGCAUUGCAAUUUUUGUCGUUACUGAAAUAUUUGUUAUGUAUCCUGGCUUUCGGUAUAAUUAUCGUCGUGGAAUCAGCAAUAUACUUGUUUUACUCAUCGGUGGCAUUCCUAUUGCCAUGCCAACUGUGUUGUCGAUAACACUUGCUAUUGGCGCUAAAGAAUUAUCAAAACACAAGGCAAUUGUAACACAUGUGACAGCUAUUGAAGAAUUGGCCGCCGUGACCAUUCUUUGUUCAGAUAAAACCGGAACAUUGACAUUGAAUAAAUUGGAGAUUGAUAAACCAACAAUAAAACAAUAUGCGGUAGAUAUUAGUCCAGAUGAUGUUAUACGUUAUGCAGCUUAUGCUUGUAGACUCGAUAACCAAGAUGCAAUGUAA